Messenger RNA from Lepus europaeus (European hare), 3815 nucleotides. RefSeq names its product G protein-coupled receptor 157 (gene GPR157). The transcript has 4 exons. The record is from RefSeq and is a predicted model, not a curated record. Gene Ontology annotation, biological process: cell surface receptor signaling pathway; adenylate cyclase-activating G protein-coupled receptor signaling pathway. Lineage: Eukaryota; Metazoa; Chordata; Mammalia; Lagomorpha; Leporidae. The coding region runs from base 1 to 1008 and encodes 335 amino acids. Gene Ontology annotation, cellular component: plasma membrane. Gene Ontology annotation, molecular function: G protein-coupled receptor activity.
AUGCCGCCGCCUGCGCCGCCCACCGUGCUGGUGCCGUCGGAGCGCGCAGUGGUGCUGCUGUCGUGCGCGCUCUCCGCGCUCGGCUCGGGCCUGCUGGUGGCCACGCACGCACUGUGGCCGGACCUGCGCAGCCGCGCGCGGCGCCUGCUGCUCUUCCUGUCGCUGGCGGACCUCCUGUCGGCCGCCUCCUACUUCUACGGGGUGCUGCGGGACUUCGCGGGCCCGUCGUGGGACUGCGUGCUGCAGGGCGCGCUCUCCACCUUCGCCAACACCAGCUCCUUCUUCUGGACCGUGGCCGUCGCACUCUACCUGUAUCUGAGCAUCGUGCACGGCGCGCACGCGCCCCGGCCCGACCGCCUGCUCUGGGCCUUCCACGUCGUCAGCUGGGGGGUCCCGCUGGCCAUCACCGUAGCGGCCGUCACUCUGAAGAAGAUCGGCUACGACGCCUCCGACGUGUCCGUGGGCUGGUGCUGGAUCGACCUGGAGGCUGAGGACCACGUGCUGUGGAUGCUGCUGACGGGGAAGCUGUGGGAGAUACUGGCCUACGUCACGCUGCCCGUGCUGUACCUCCUGGUCAGGAAGCACAUCAACAGAGCGCGCGCCGCCCUCUCCGAGUACCGGCCCAUCCUGUGCGAGGCCCACCAGCUGCAGCGCCGCACCGCCUCCGUGGCCGACACCAAGCUGGUGCUCAUCCCGCUCAUCUUCAUCUGCCUGCGGAUCUGGAGCACCGUGCGCUUCGUGCUGACCCUGUGCGGCUCCCCGGCCGUGCGCCUGCCGGUGCUGGUCGUUCUGCACGGGAUCGGGAACACCUUCCAGGGAGGCGCCAACUGCAUCAUGUUCGUGCUGUGCACCCGCGCCAUCCGCACGCGGCUCUUCUCGCUCUGCUGCUGCUGCUGUCCCCAGCCGACGGCCGAGACCCCAGCCAGCACUCCCGGGGCUCCCGCACUCUCCAAGACUGGAGACCCCCAGCCACCCAGACGGACCGCGGGGGAACUCCCCAGCACCUGAGCUUGUGCCCUUGCUGGUCUGUGCACAGAUGCCGCCUCUCCGGGGACCGCGGUUCUGCGCGCCUCGGCCCGCUGCAGGAAGCGGGGGCAGCUGCCUGCUGCGCCCAGAGCCCCCACCGGUGAGACUCGCGCCCCCUGGCGGCGGGACACUGCCAGCUCAGCUUCUACCUCCAGACCUCAGUCGGCGUGUCCCACCCACACCUGGCUCCCCGCGUGAAGCCGGCGUGGGAUUCAGGGCAGCCGAUGGAAUGUGACCCCCGGCAGGCAUGUGGGCCCGCGGGCCUGGGGGUCCUGAGGCCCCACGGCCGCUGUUUACAAAGUGGGAGAGCCGCACCCGUGCCCCCAUCCUGAGGACACCCUCACUGAAACUCCACCGACCCUGCACAGCCCCCGGGGUAGCAGGGGAGCCGGUCACAGGCUGCAGAUUGUGCAGUGAGCGCCAGCCCAGCACAGCCCAGCACAGCUGCCCGCCGCAGUGUCUCAGGGCCUCCUGGACUCCCGGCAUGUGAGUGACCAGCCCCGGAAGUAGACUGUGUUUGGACCCCAGCUCAGGCCAGAACCGACUCCUGCCUCCGCCAGGCACUGUCACUCACGAUACAGCCUCCCUCCUGAGGGCAGGGGCUGGGCCCGGGGGCAGGAAGAGGAAUCUCAGGGAAGCCGUGGGGACGCCCACCCCGACCCUCCCUCUCUCCCCAGGUCUGCCUGUUUUGAGGAAGACUAAACUGGGGUGAGUGGGGAGGGGAUCUGCCUUAAUGCACCUGCUAGUUUAUGUGGGGGGGGGGGGACAGGGGAGCAGAGAGGCAGUGAGUGACCCACACACGGGCUCCUCUCUGAAGGUGAAGGUGUUAGGAUUUAGCGUCUUUGGUGGCGACAGGGAUCCUGGGGUAAUUAUUUACAUUUAUAACAAGGAUUCAAAUGAGGCAUCCUUAUAUUCUCUCUGGCUCUUCCACCUAACACUCUCCUCUUAUCUCAGAAGAGAAUUUCUCUGUUAAGUCUAGAGGCUGUGGGCUCAGAAGGGAGCCCUCGGGAGGCUGGGCACGGGCAGGUGCAUCCGACAGCUGGUGACUCCCCUGGGACAGCACCUGAGCCGCACAACGGAAGUGACUUCCCGAGCCUCAUCCAAAGCUUCUGGAUUAAAGACAGAAUCAGGCCAUGCUCUCAAUUCCUGUUGUACUCUCAAGAAUAAAAUCUAUAUGAGGAAAAGGAAUAGUUAUUUAUUUUUUAACUUAAUCACUUUAUUUGAAAGGCAGAAUGACAGAGAGAUCGCCCAUCUACUGGUUCAUGGCCAGAUGCUUGCAGAAGCUGGGGCUGGGCCAAGACCCAGGAACUCCAUCCGGGUCUCCCAUGUGGGUGACAGGGGCCCAAGUAUGUGGGCCACAACCCGCCACCUCCCAGGCGUAUCAGCAGGGAGCACUCAUGUGGGGGGGGGGGUGUCCCCGGAGCGGCUUACCCCGCUGCACCACCAGGAACAGUGACGUAGAGGACUGAGUCCAGGACACUUGGGUGUGGUUUCCUUUGGAAACAGAUUUCUUUCUGGAAGCCAGCAGGUGGCGAACGUCCCCUUGGGACUCAAAGAAUGCUCUGGGCUGUUCGGCUGUGGGGCCGUCUACUCACAGCAGCAGGCGUGGGUCUCUGUGCCGGCAACUUCCCGGUCACAGAACAGGGGGAAACCUUCAGUGGCGCUUCUAGAAUGGCGCAUUCAGGAGUUUGCCUUGAAAGAAGAUGAUCCCGGGGGGGGGGGUGGUGUUGUGGCCCUGCAGGUUAAGCUACUGCUUGGGGUGCCUGCAUCCCGAGUUUGAGUCCUGGCCGCUCUGCUUCCGAUCUAGCUCCCUGGGAAGCAACAGAGGAUGGCUCAAGUGCUAGGGCCCCUCCACCCACAUGGGAGAUCCUGGCUGUUGCAGGCAUUUGGGGAGUGAACCAGCAGAUGGAAGAUUCUCUCUUUCUCUCUCCUUUGCCUUUCAAAUAGAUGAAAAUUAAAAAAAAAAAAAUCGGAUUCUAACGCAGGUGUUAGACUAGCCAUGCCCAGCAGGGGGCGCCUGCACAUGCAGCGGUGUGGCUGGAGGCGGAGGCCGGUUUCCCUUUGGUUUGCCGUCUUGGGUGCUCAGAGAACACCAGCUCCAGGUGCCCCAGGCUCAAAUUCUCUCUGCUGGUGUGCUGCCCUGGCCGAAAACCUCAAAAAAGCCACAGCUGGAGUGUUCCCGGCUUCCGCCGCUGCCCAGCCUAUGGGCUCCCCUGCAGGGUGGCGAGCCUGUUGGGGGUGGGGGGAGGAUUGUCCUAGUGCCUUAGGCUGGGCCUGCAGCCCGCCCACCUCACAGGCAGUGACGCUGCCGCUUGUCUCGGGGUGGCCGAGAGGGCGGGAGAGAGGUCAUGUGGAGGCCCAGUCUCCAGGCGGGCAGAGGCUGGGCUCCCUGGGUGGUGCUCGGCCCCGGUGGCUCCCAUUAGUGUCAUUGGCUGCAUCCCUCGCCCGGCAGGUGCUCCCCAGCCCUGACCCCUCUCGGCCCCAGGGCUCUCUGCUCUGCACAGUCUGAACCCCGGUCUCAGAUCAGGCCCACCAGCCACUCUGCCUCCUCCUACUUCCGAGGGUUUUGAAAAAUUCGCUUCAACCGUUUUGUGUUUAUAAAUAAAGAUCCUCUGGUCCAGGCUGAAGGUGCAGACAGCUCCCUGUAUGUCCCCAGGAAAACCUGUGUGUUUACAAACCUGUUGCCAUGGUUUCUGUGCCUGCAGGUCUGUGGGGGAAACCCUGGCUGUCCGUCCAGUGUGGGCUGCACAGGCGCCGAUGUUAAAUUAAAUUAAAUUAUUUUUCUUCCA